CGUUGAUUGGCGAAGCAAGAAGAGUAGCCGAACAAGGCAUCAAGUGGAAUAGACAUAGAAAGUGAAUGUAACCUCAAAAUCAGGAGGAUUGUCUCAAAAGAGUAGUUUUUUUCAUCUCAUUCGUAAACGUUAAAAUUCGCGCUUGCGAUAAUAAAUGUUCCUGACGACACGAUAGCGCGGGAGAUUCAUUAUGCAGCGUGGAAGAUUCCACACAUGAAUUGUCAGAAAAAAAAAACGCUUUCGGUUUGGAGAACCCAUCGUUUACGUUAAUAUAAUGGGGUGUACAAAGAGAGGAAGUGCGAUGAACUAGUUAUGCUUCCAUCGACUGGUUACUUUAAAACGAUAAAUUGUCCGUUUUACGACAACGGUUUUUGCGAAAGACCCUACUGCCACUUUAAACAUCCACGACGAGAAGAUGCAGCAAAUGCGGCAGUGGCGGUUGGGACGACAACAGGCCAGGCAGUGGCAUCUGGGGAUUCUGGAGGAACCACCUCCGUGGCACCUUCCAACUCUGACAUGCUACAGAAAUUGGUAUCUGAAGCUGUGAAGAAAGUUCUUGCCCAUCAGGAAGUUACAGAUUCGCAUAAGAUAUCUGAUAAUAUUGUGUCCCAAGUAGUAGAAGAGCUAAAACCAUCACUGGGUGGUGGGGCGUUGACAUCGGUAACAUCUGCUGCCGUGGAAAGUACUGCAAGCAAUAUUGUCAGCACAGAUGCUAUUGUCCAACCUCCUGUAACAAAACCAGCACCAUGUGUAUACAACCCUACACCCAUAGCAGAGUUGAAAAAGCGUCACAUUCCAGUGGCCUCAUAUAUGCCUACUAGAGAUAGUAAAGUGGCAGUGAAACGUAAAGCAUCUCCAGAAGGCAUGAAACCUUGGCUUGGUUUCUUACGAAAUCCUUCAGCUACUCAGGACAGCUCAUCAACUCCUGGAUAUUCCAGUGUUAAAGUCGAAGAAGUAACAUACAAGCCUACAGCCAUUGUCAGUACCAGCACUGAAACACCUAUGACUCAGAGUUAUGUACCAACAAUCAAAUCGGAUUCGUCAUCAUCAAACUCCUACGAGGACAGCAAUUCGAAUGAUUAUAUGUCAAAGAUUAAGGAAGGUUAUUAUCCAAAGUCAAAGAAAAGACGGGAAGAGUAUGUCCCAAAAAAAUUGAAAGCUCCUUUAAAAACCGUUCAGCACCUCGACGAAACCGCUCUCGAUGACUUCGCCUUGGAAUUCGACAUGAUCGCAGACAUUCUGACGUCCGAGAAGCCAACCAUUAAUACCGUAGCAAGCGAGGACUCACACGAAUAUAAUCUGGACCUGGAACCAAAAUUCUCGGACGAUGAGAUGCCCGAGGAAGAUGUUGAGAUUCUAACCAAAGAAACAUAUAAACUAGGAGCUAAUAGUAAGGACAAUGCGAAUCACCAGGAAGAGAAGGAGAAAGAGAAUAUAGUCUGCACUAAGGCACAACCUAACGAUAGCGAUAUAACUGAAUCAAGGAAUGGUAAUCAGCAUAGUUAUAAAUCAAAUACCCAGGUCACAGAUAAGAUCGACAAUAGAGAUGCUCCUGACAAAUCAACUAAGGAUUCCCGUAGCUCGAAAUCCAGUGCCCUUACGGGACCCGAUAAGGAUAAUAAACAUAAGGGUAGAUCUGAAAAGAAGAGGUCGACGAAGGAUGAUUCGAGAAAAGAAUCAGAUAAGGAAAAAAAAGAUCACCGACAUGGUAAUAGUAUUAAUAGUAGUAGUAAGGAUCGUGACAAGGACAGGAAGAGCAGUAACGGAUCGAGUAAAUCCAUUAAGGAUAAGCAUAGUAAGUACAGCUCCAGUACUAGCGGCAGACAUCGUUCGUCAUCCUCAAGUAAGGACGACAGAAACAAAAGUAAGAGUUCUCGUAGUAGCAAGGAAAGCUCACGCAGUAGUAAGGACAGUUCGAAAUCAAGCAGACACAAGUCUUCUAAUUCAAAAGAAUGUAACAGUAGGCAUCAUCAUAAGUCCUCUAGUCGUGAUCUUGAGAGAAACAAGUCAAGCAUUAGUAGUUCCAAAAAGGAUACUCAUUCUUCAGAGAAGCAUUCACGACCCAGUCGUACUUCAAGCACUUCUGAGAAGAAAUCUAGUAAGAAACAAAAAGAAGAUAGCAGUGAAAGAAGUAGUGACCAUGAAGAAGAUGUUCUUGCCAGUCCAAUUAGAAGUAUACACUCUUACUCCGAAGAAGAAAUAAUUGAGGUAUCUGAAUCAGAUGAUGACAUCGAGGAAGAGUGCUUGAAAAUAUUCCAGGAAUAUGAAGUGUCCGACCAUCCAAAGGAAGUGACAGUGAAACAACCACCAAAAAGAGAAGUGGAGGAGAUCGAAGACUCUGGUCGUAAGAGAGUAGCACAUCCAUCUGCAGGUACAACAACAACACGACAAGUUGUUUCGAGUCAACCGCCUAAGAAACUACCCAAUCCACAACAGCGAAUGUAUGAAAGAUGGAGACUAAUGAAAGAAGCUGCUGCAACAAAAGCUGCAGAGAAAGUUGUGAACAUUAAGGAGUCUCAGACAAGUCCAGUAUCAAAUGUUGCAGCAACAUCGGUACAGACUCCAUUUAAAAAGGCACAGCCUGUAGAAUAUAAUUCUAACGACACACAACUCAAUGGGAACAGUCGAAUCAGAAUUGCACAUGUUCCUUACGCAAUGUCACUUACUAUGGCAAAGAAAAAGGUGACGACAGCCAACAUUCCUAAGGCAGGAGACACAAAAACGGCAGCUCAAACUUCCAAAGGAUCUCGCGUAGCACACAUUCCUCAAGUCGUACCCCAACUGGUUCGACCUGAGCCAUUGCAAGUAGCAACGCAGAAAUUCCCAUUAAAUGUGCGUCAGUACUAUGUGAACUUGAUGCAGGAUAUAUGUGUGCAAAUUUAUACCAACGCGGAUGAUGCAGCCCAGCGUGCGCUUCAGGAAGAAUUCGGGUGUCACGAACGUUGCAAGGCUGUUUCCGUUUACAAAAAUUCGUGUAUGCUAGCUGCGCACAGAUUACGGAAGGAGCUAGACCAAGGAUCUUCUGGAGAUGGUGCUGGAUCCUAUACCAGUGGUAUUGUUUCGCACGAAACUGUACUUGCAGGAAAAUCGAAGGGUUCCUGGAGUGUUGUUAAAUCCAAGAAAGCUACUAUGAAUUUCAAAGGUAGUGCUUUGUAUACUGUGCUUUCUAAGUGGGUUAUGAGUGAGCAACAAUUGAGGGAUAAUGGAUUUCCAAGACCUCACCCUGAUGGUGUUAAGGGUCAUGCCAAGGUGUAUGUUAUAAAUACUCGUAAUCAGGCAAUCUUAUCGAAGGUACCUAACGAAAGAUUCUGUAGUCGAUGUGGACAAACUUAUAUGGUGGAUAAGCAAGGACACGCUGUACAGCAACAAAACUGUAUAUAUCACUGGGGACGAAAAUUUACAAUAAGAGGAGAAGGUCGCUAUAGUUGUUGCCAACAAUAUGGUUCAGCAACUGGUUGUUGCGAUGCGAAGACACAUGUUUGGGAUCACGUUGACUAUGAAAACCUUCGAGGUUAUGUCAAAACAUUGCCAAAAGAUGUUCCUGCCGAAGAACAAGGUGUUUAUGCCCUUGAUUGUGAGAUGUGUUAUACAACACAAGGUUUAGAAUUGACAAGAGUUACUGUUAUAAAUGAUGAAUGUCACGUUAUUUAUGAGACGUUAGUUAUGCCAGAUAACCCAAUUAUUGACCAUAAUACAAGAUUCUCAGGGAUUACAGAAGAAAAUAUGAAGGGUGUGACCACGACUCUACGCGAUGUUCAAGCUACACUUUUGACAAUGUUUUCCGAAAAAACAAUACUUGUUGGUCAUAGUCUUGAAAGUGAUUUCAAAGCAUUGAAACUAAUACACGACACGGUAGUCGAUACCAGUGUGAUGUUUCCACACAAAAAUGGCCUUCCUCAAAAAAGAGCACUGAGGAAUCUUUGUUCCGAGUAUCUUCGUAAAAUUAUUCAAAAUGACAUCGCUGGCCAUGACAGUAAUGAGGAUGCAGUGGCAUGUAUGGAAUUGGUCCUCUGGAAAGUAAAAGAAGAAGCGAAAUUGUAGUGGAGUCCAUUCAUUCAGCAGGAAACUUGAACUGAUAAAAUAAUCAGAAACGAAAUCAUCAUCCGAUCGAGCAGUACGCCAACGUACAUAUUGCUAUGUACUUUGUCUUACGACGUGCUGUAGAAUAUUGUAUGACUGUACUGCCGUAUGUAAUAUAGCCUUCAUGUAUAAAUAUUGUAAUAUAUGCAAUUUAUCGUCGUACGAACAUUUUUGCAGGAUAAACUAACGCACUUUGCGUCUCAUAAUGAAUUGAAUAGAUUAUACAUAUAGAAGUUAAUCAUGGAUAGGAGGAAAUAAUAAGUGGGCGCAAUUCAAUUUAAUUCUUGUCAGAGAGAAAAAGCGAAUGCGCAAGGCCGAUCACAGAUUUAUGUGACGCUGAGAAAAAUACUGAACGUCAGAAAUUAUGACCUCAUGUUAUUUCACUUAAUAUUUCGAUUAAUAUUUUUGUACUUCGUUACCUAUUUAUAUUUUAGAUCAUUAAAUACUGACGAGAUAAGUUAUGGACUGUUUGCUCACUGGAAUUAUCCGUAAAUCCUUGAUUAUCCACUUGAACCAAUAACUUUAGCUUACAAAUAUCUAUAAAGUUAAACUUGUUUGAUUUUAAACUCCUUUUGAUUAAAUAUCAAUAAAGUAAGGAAGGAAAAUAUAAAACGAAUACCGUGUAUUACUUGUAAUCCACGUACAGUACAUUGUUGUGCGCGUUACAGAAGUGCAGAGGUUCCUUUAUAUUAAAAUGAACAUUAUUCUUAUAACUUUUAUUGUUUUGUUUUUCUUAAGAUUAUGAUCAUUAUAAAUUA
Molecule: messenger RNA, 4838 nt
Organism: Cephus cinctus (wheat stem sawfly)
Lineage: Eukaryota; Metazoa; Arthropoda; Insecta; Hymenoptera; Cephidae
Product: RNA exonuclease 1 homolog
Exons: 9
Coding region: 313-4041 (1242 amino acids)
Cellular component (GO): nucleus
Molecular function (GO): exonuclease activity; nucleic acid binding; metal ion binding
Source: RefSeq, a predicted model, not a curated record